AUGGCCAGAUGGCUUUUGAAGAUCUUCCUGGAUGGAGACUCCACACCCUCCAUGCAUAUGGAUGAGUUUGAGGUGGAUCUGUACCAAAAUGAGUCAGCCUGCCAGACCCCACUGGACCGGCAGUACCAUGAGGAGAUCAUGAAACUGGAGAAGGCCGGAGGUCGGAAGAACUGUCGCAUCUUCACCUACACUGAUCAUGACCGGUUCACCAAUCUAGAGGAGCACUGUCAGAAGGUAACUGACUCAGACCAUGAGGUUCCAUCAUACCUGGCAGAGAGGAUGGCGAAUGUGAGGAGGAGAAGACAAGACCGUAGGCUGAUAGAAGCAAGUUCUCUGAAGUCAAAAGUCAUCACCUGGGAACCCUCAGAAGAAUUUAUAAAGAACAACCAUGUGAUUAACACUCCUGUCCAGACCAUGUACAUCAUGGGGGAUUUGGGACCUUAUGGGAAGCUUGGUCACAGGGAGUAUGAACAUGUUCUUUGCACGGUCAAGGUGGAUGGCAAUGGGGUGAUCACAGUGAAACCUGACUUCACUGACACUGCCUACUGGAUCGAGCUGGAUGGAGAGAAGCGGGAGGUGUGGAAAUACACCAUUGAGAAUGCAUCUGUCCAGGUGCAGCCAGAGGAGGAGGAACGUGAGCAGCGCGUGUUCAGAGACCUGUACGGGCGGCACAAGGAAUAUCUCAGUGGCCUCGUGGGCUCAGAAUUUGAAAUGACUCUUCCUGGCUCACUGCGGCUCUUUGUGAAUGGAGAAAUAGUUUCAGCUCAAGGAUAUGAGUAUGACAACCUCUAUGUUCAUUUCUUCCUGGAGCUGCCUAAGCAAUGGUCAAGCCCUGCAUUCCAGCAACUAUCAGGAGUGACACAGACCUGUGCCACCAAGACAGUGGGCUGGGAAAAUGUGGCAUAUUUCUGCUACCUCUUCACUUUGGAGAUGUUUUUCACCCAGGGAGAUGAAUCAGAAGACAGUCUCCCACAGUGGCCUGUUCUUUACUUUGAGGUCCUUUCCAUGGAUUUCUGGCAGAGGUACCGUGUUGAAGGAUACGGUUCCUUGGUGCUGCCAGCAUCUCCAGGUCUCCACGUGCUCACCAUUCCCACCUGGCGUCCUGUGGAGCUGGGGACAGUUGCUGAGCUGAGGAGAUUUUUCAUUGGGGGAUCUCCUGAGCUGGAGGAUGUAACCUACAGCAGGAUACCAUCAACCUUCAAGGGAGAGCGUCUGAGCCGCCUCGGUUUCCGCACAGAGACCACGGGGAGCGUCACGUUCCGGCUGUGCUGCCUGCAGCAGUCCAAAGCCUUCCUGGAGACCAGUGCCCUGAGGCAGUGCAUGCAGAGCGUGCUGGACCGGCUUGGAGGCUUCAGCCAGCAGAGCUGUGUCUCCAACGUUUUGGAGGCUUUCCAGAGGGCACGGCGCCGGAUGCAGGAGGCACGUCAGAGCCUUCCCCAGGACCUCAUCAGUCCCUCUGCCUCCACCGGGCACCAGGAGCCAUGA
Chaetura pelagica (chimney swift) is the source of this 1485-nucleotide messenger RNA. It is a transcript of the gene MKS1, whose product is annotated as Meckel syndrome, type 1. The record is from RefSeq and is a predicted model, not a curated record. Bases 1 to 1485 code for a protein of 494 amino acids. Gene Ontology annotation, cellular component: MKS complex. The transcript is spliced from 16 exons. NCBI's taxonomy places the organism in Eukaryota, Metazoa, Chordata, Aves, Apodiformes, Apodidae. Gene Ontology annotation, biological process: cilium assembly.